Spinacia oleracea (spinach) is the source of this 2517-nucleotide messenger RNA. RefSeq lists its product as uncharacterized. The record is from RefSeq and is a predicted model, not a curated record. Bases 1 to 2517 code for a protein of 838 amino acids. The transcript has 5 exons. NCBI's taxonomy places the organism in Eukaryota, Viridiplantae, Streptophyta, Magnoliopsida, Caryophyllales, Amaranthaceae.
AUGUCACCAAAAACAACAGAAGAUAUGAGAUGGCAUGAUACAGAGCGAUUGGGUGAAGAUGAUAAGAAGAUUUUGAGGCAUCCUUCAGAUGCCUUAGCAUGGAAGGCAUUUGAUGAGCGUCAUAGAGAUUUUGCAUUAGACCCUCGUAGUGUUCGAUUAGGUCUUGCGAGUGAUGGGUUUAAUCCUUAUCGUUUAAUGAACACCACUUAUAGUACGUGGCCAGUAAUGUUGAUUCCUUAUAAUCUUCCACCAUGGUUAUGUAUGAAACCAUCUUCUUUCAUUUUGUCCACACUUAUUCCCGGAAAAGCAAGUCCUGGAAAUGAUAUUGAUGUGUAUUUGCAGCCAUUAGUGCAUGAAUUGAAAUUGUUGUGGACUGGGGUUGAAUCUUUUGAUGCUUUUGAAGGAAAGAUAUUUAAUUUGCGCGCGGCUUUGCUUUGGACUAUUAAUGACUUUCCUGGCUAUGCAAUGCUCUCUGGUUUGAGCACAAAAGGUUACAAUGCAUGUCCUAUAUGCAUAGAUUCCACGCCUUCUGAUAGAUUUGGGAACAAGAUUUGUUAUUGUAGCUAUAGAAAAUGGUUACCUUCAGAUCACCCAUAUCGAAUUCAGGGUGACAAAUUUUGUGAGAAGUAUGGAACUAAUGAGUGGGGUAAAGCUCCAUCUCGUCCUAGCGGGACUGAUAGAUUGAGUGAACAAGAAAAGGUCGAGUAUGUUUAUGGAAAGUCGAAGGCACCACAGAAAAAGAGACAAAGAGGAGAUAAUGAUAACAAUGAUGUCCAACAUGAAAGUGCUUUUGGUACCAAGAGAAGAAUAUUCUUUGAUUUGGUGUAUUGGGAGCAUAAUCUUUUAAGGAAUAAUUUAGAUGUAAUGCACAUUGAGAAAAAUGUGUCUGAGAAUAUUUUGGGAACUCUUCUUAGUAUGGAUAAGAGUAGAGAUAGUAGGGAUGAUCGAAAAGCUCUUGAAAAAUGGAGAAUAAAGCCUCACCUUUGGCUUAGUACUAAUCCUAAUGGAAGUGAAUACAUGCCUCCAACUUCCUAUUCUAUGUCUACGGAGGAGAAAGAGAGGUUCUUAAAUGUUCUGCAGAAACUUAAAGUUCUGGAUGGAUAUGGAUCCAACCUCUCUAGUUGUGUGAAUAUGAAGCAAAGAAAGUUGAUUAACCUCAAAAGUCAUGACAACCAUGUUCUAAUGCAAGAUAUCCUUCCUGUUGCCUUAAGAGCUUCUAACGCUACAAAAGUGACUGACUUGUUGGCUGGAUUGUCUUCUUUUUUCAAGAGGUUGUGCUCUACUACUAUUGAUCCAGAUGAUUUAGAUGAUCUUCAAGAUGGAAUUAUUUUAACUCUUUGUAAGUUGGAAAUAGAGUUCCCGCCUUCAUUUUUCACAAUCAUGGUCCAUUUGUUGAUUCACUUAGUGGAGGAGGUUAAACUUGGUGGACCACUGCAAUACAGAUGGAUGUAUCCCAUUGAAAGGUACUUGUCCCAUUUGAAAUCACAUGUAACCAAUAAAGCCCAACCUGAAGGAUCUAUUGCGGAAGGCUUCCUUUUAGAGGAGACAAUUAGGUUUUGUUCGAGAUAUCUUGAAGGUGUUAAGACCAUCUUUAACAUACCUACGAGGAUGGAUGAUGAGAUUUCAAAUUCCAAUGAUUACUUAUUUAACACUGGUGGUCGAGUUGUUGGGAAGGAGGUCACCAUUCGCCUUGAUGACAAAAGCUUAAAACAAGCUCAUCUCUAUGUUUUACUUCACUCUGAUGCGAUCAAAGGGGAUAUGGAUGAAUUUUUAAUGGAGAAGCGUCAAAUGAACUCACAAAGUUCCGCCACGGAGAGUGAUGAAAGCAACUGGAUCAUCAAUGAAUUCGGAGGGUGGUUGCAAAAUAAGGUACAUUGCAUAGAUGCCACCACCGAAGAUGAGAAACUAAGAAAAGCUUUAGCGGGUGGUUUGUAUUGUUAUGGUAGAAAAUUAAAAGGAUUCAUCAUCAAUGGAUUUAAAUUCAUUUCCAUGGAUCGCGAUUGUCAUCUGCUGACACAAAAUUCUGGAAUUAUGGUUGAAGCAGAUGGAGAGGCAUAUUUUGGAAAAGUGAUGGAUAUCUAUGAAUUAAAUUACUAUGGAGCUUACAAAGUUGUAUUGUUUCGUUGUGAUUGGGUAGACAUUCAUAGGGGUGUAAGAACAUAUCCAAAUGGCGACGUAUGUGUCAAUUUCUCAAAAUUGAUGCAUACUGGCCGAUUGUUGCAAGAUGAUCCAUUUAUAUUCUCAUCUCAAGCAAAACAAGUUUUUUACAUGGAAGAUGAGAUUCAAAAAGGAUGGUUGCAUGUUGUUAAGAAUAAGCCUAGCGACUUGUUUGAUUUAGGUGAUUCUUUACCAGUAGAAGUAGAGGGAGAGGAACCAGUAGAUGAUGUUCUUGCUGCAAUGUCUGUUGCUCUGGCUAUUGAUGCUGCAACUUCAGCAAUUUUAGCUUCUUUCUAUGCCUUUUCAGCAGCUUUAGCCGCCUUUUCAGCAGCUUUUUCCGCCUUUGCUGCAUUUGAUUGA